AUGGCGUUCACCUUUGCGGCCUUCUGCUACAUGCUCACCUUGGUGCUGUGCGCCGCCCUCAUCUUCUUUGUCAUCUGGCAGAUCAUCGCGUUUGAUGAGCUCCGUACAGACUUCAAAAACCCCAUUGAUCAGAGCAAUCCCACUAGAGCGAGGGAAAGGAUUCUCAACAUUGAAAGAAUCUGCAACUUGCUUCGCAGGUUGGUGGUACCAGAGUACUCCAUCCACGGCCUCUUCUGCCUGAUGUUUAUGUGUGCUGGAGAGUGGGUCACUCUUGGCCUAAAUAUCCCACUGCUCUUCUACCAUCUGUGGAGAUUUUUUCAUCGACCAGCUGAUGGGUCAGAGGUCAUGUAUGAUCCUGUCAGUGUGAUGAAUGCAGAUAUUCUCAAUUACUGCCAAAAGGAGUCAUGGUGUAAACUGGGCUUUUAUCUACUCUCUUUCUUCUAUUAUCUCUACAGUAUGGUCUACGCUUUGGUGAGCUUCUAACAGACAAGAUAUCUGGAGAAAUAAAAGGAAGAAACUGUGUGAAAGGCUCAAUAGAAGAAAUGGAGGUCUUGACACACUCUCUCUCCAGUCCUUAACUGGCUUGUUUUUUUUCAAAGCCUAACCUUGGACAAAACAAAAAGACCAAUCUGAAUGAUAAUGUGAAUGUAAAGGUGUUGCCUCCGCUCGAUUCAAUCGCUUUAUCCUAGAUACCGCUGUUGGACAGCUGGACACAUUUUGGAAAGACUAAAAUGAAACAAAAGGAGGACAUUGCAGGUGUUUGUGUUGCCUUUGACCCACUACCCUAAAUAACAAUAUAUCUCUGAAGGGCUGGAGUUUUUCCGUGCUGCUCUUACUGAUCCAGUCCCUCAACUCACUGUGAAUCUCCAAACACUUCGGGGCUGGAAACAAAAUAAUACGUCUGUAUUCUCUGGCUUUGAAAAUGUACGCAAAGCAGAAAUGUCUUCUGUUUGAGUUGAUGGACAUCUCUGAAAUAAAACUUCUUGCUUUGA
Molecule: messenger RNA, 992 nt
Organism: Notolabrus celidotus (New Zealand spotty)
Lineage: Eukaryota; Metazoa; Chordata; Actinopteri; Labriformes; Labridae
Gene: cnih2
Product: cornichon family AMPA receptor auxiliary protein 2
Exons: 6
Coding region: 1-483 (160 amino acids)
Biological process (GO): vesicle-mediated transport; regulation of AMPA receptor activity
Cellular component (GO): synapse; dendrite
Source: RefSeq, a predicted model, not a curated record